Molecule: messenger RNA, 639 nt
Organism: Epithele typhae
Lineage: Eukaryota; Fungi; Basidiomycota; Agaricomycetes; Polyporales; Epitheliaceae
Exons: 3
Coding region: 1-639 (212 amino acids)
Source: RefSeq, a predicted model, not a curated record
AUGCCCGACGCCGCCCUCUAUCUGCUCCCUGGGCUUUACGCUCGGUCCUCCCCGCGCUCUGCUAGUUUGCACGCCCACUAUGUCCCUCCUGUGCACGCCCCUCGCCCUCGCCGUAGCAUCCUCACCGAGUCUCUACUAAGGCUCGCUGAGUCGAGCUCCGAAGAUUCCCAUAGCGUUGUGGAGCAGCUUUCCUUGGUCGAGCUCACUAUCAAGCCCAAGGAGCUCCACCUCGCGUUUGAUUGCGGUACUUUGCGCUCUAGCAAGUACUCUCGCUUCAAGCCGCUCCACAUUUCGUCUGCGCGCAUGCGAUAUGGCGGGGGGAAGCUGUCGAUGGGUCGCUCAGACACCGCGACGUACAUUGUCUGGGGCGCCAUCCUCGCACUGGAUCCAUCCGAAGGCACAGGGCCUGACUUCACUGUCUUCGACGUUCCCCCACGGCAUGUCUUCGUCAAGAUUGCAGUAGACGAGGAAGGCGGAGAGGACCUGCGCGAGGACGCCCGCUUGCAUCAGCAGCUCGUAGACCGUGGACUGCGGUUAGGUUACUAUGGGAUCUUCACUGACAGUAUUGGAAGCACCGCAGUCGUCACUGAAGACUUCGACGGCGAGACGGAUGUAAUUACGCCCACCUCAAGUCCGUGA